This is a messenger RNA of Ostrea edulis (European flat oyster), 2034 nucleotides long. Its product is annotated as transcription factor RFX4-like. The record is from RefSeq and is a predicted model, not a curated record. The coding region runs from base 1 to 2034 and encodes 677 amino acids. Gene Ontology annotation, molecular function: DNA-binding transcription factor activity, RNA polymerase II-specific; RNA polymerase II cis-regulatory region sequence-specific DNA binding. Gene Ontology annotation, biological process: regulation of transcription by RNA polymerase II. The transcript has 19 exons. NCBI's taxonomy places the organism in Eukaryota, Metazoa, Mollusca, Bivalvia, Ostreida, Ostreidae.
AUGGAUCAAUUUGGUGAGAUGAGCACCUCCGUUGCUGGCACCAAUAUUUCGUCAUUUCCUGGAACAUUUCCCAGUGAGUUUCUGGAAAGUGAAAGACCAUCUCUAAAAGAAUCCAGCACUGGGGAAUUCAACGGUGCACUGUCUCUGAAACGUGGUGGCGACGAAGAAACAAACUUAGGAAACUUCCAUCGGCUUCGCAACUGCUCCAAAUCCCAUUCAACACCCGCGACUCUGAAAUGGUUGGAAGACAAUUACGAGAUAGCAGAAUCUGUGUGUAUCCCCAGGAGUACUUUAUACUCUCACUAUCUGGACUACUGCGAAACCAACGACACACAACCCGUCAACGCAGCCAGCUUCGGAAAGAUAAUUCGGCAACAGUUUCCUCAAAUCACUACGCGGCGACUUGGCACCAGAGGGCAAUCAAAAUAUCAUUACUACGGCAUCGGGGUACGAGAAGCGUCAAAGUAUUUUGAAGUUGUAUAUUCUUCAAAAGGAGCGCAGAGUUCAAAUGAAGGGAAGAAAGAAAACUCUAAACAGAUCGUUGCUUACUCGCCACGCUCCAAGCUCGGUACACUGCUUCCAGAUUUUCCUGACAUCAAAGAAAUCAAACUUCCAGACACUGUAGACGAAGACAAGGUGCUCACCUUCAUGAUGAUGUAUAGAACACAUUGUCAGAGAAUACUGGACACUGUUAUCAGAGCUAACUUUGAUGAGGUUCAGAACUUCCUGCUUCACUUCUGGCAGGGCAUGCCGGGACACAUGAUGGAAAUCCUAGAUACACAGACGAUAGUUUUACUUGUUGGCGUCUGUGACACCAUGCUAUACAAAGCCAUCGCCAAUGUCCUCAUGCCAACCGUCCUACAAGCUCUACCAGAAAGUCUGAUACAAGUUAUCAAGAAAUUUUCAAAGCAACUCGACGAAUGGUUAAAAAUUGCUUUAGAUUCCUUACCAAGUGGAAUUAGGAAAAUGAAAUUUGAUCUUGCCCGUCGGUUUGCCCAGCUUCUUCGUCGUCAGACGUCGUUGAAUCAUCUCUGUCAGGCAGCUCGGUCCGUGGUCCACAACCCUGAUGUUUCCGCCCAAAUGUUGGAGGAUUGGAUCAGCGUGGACCUCAAUAGUAUCAUUAAACAGACCAUGUACACCAUGGAGGGCUACAACGAGAGAGUCACGGACAUUAUCGUCAGUCUUUGCAGUGAAUUUGAACAACUGCUAGAAGACCAGGCGCCUUUACAAUCCUACAUAGAGUGGCUGGACAACAUGGUGGUUAGAUGUGUAGUGCGGUAUGCUAAGAAUCGACCUGGUUCUUUGCGGAGAACGGCUCGUCAAUUCCUGCUGAUGUGGUCCUGUUUUGGAACCAGGGUUAUUCGAGACAUGACGCUUCACAGUGCUCCCAGUUUCGGUUCGUUUCACUUGCUGCACCUGAUGUUUGAUGAUUACGUGCUAUAUCUGGUGGAGAAUCUGUACAGUCAGGAGAGGUCCAAAGACUUCCUCAGGCACAUCAAGGGAGAAAUCACAGAUCUUACAGAUGAUGACCCAUUGCCAGAUUACAGCAUUAUUAAAGAAGCAUUCUUGUCUCCUGAGUCGACAAAAUCUUCAUUAGAAACAGACAUGGAAGCACAGAUAACGAAGGUCUCCGUCUUCAAGGAAAACAUAGGAAAUGAUCGUUCACUGAUCUCUCCAAGGACUCUGUUCGAUAGUUCCACGCCAGAUUAUGAGUGCGGACAGUCUACCGCUCAUAACCAUAGAACACAAUUAAUAAAAGAGGUUCGCCAUUCGUACAACUUAAUGGAGUCUGUCAUACCCUUCGGAACAAAUUGUAACAGAACACAUGAUCAACAGAUAUUAGGAAUACAUUCCAACAAUAAUGCCACGUCUAACAUCAGUUGCUUAAAUGAAGGCCCAAGUAAUGAGAUGAACAGACACAAUGCUUUUUUCAUGGAAUUUCAAAGCAGCACAAUUCCGGACAACAGAAUUCCGGACAACAGCAGAUAUACAAUACAGUACGUGUCCUCAUAUAUUUUGCGAAAAAGCCAGUAA